UGUCCAAGGGGUGUUUAUCUGAAUGAAAAUCUUCGGAUCUUCGGAUUAUUCGCCAAAUAUUCGGAUGAUUCGCCAAGAUUCGGAUUAUUCACCAAGAUUCGGUUGAUUCGCCAAUAUUCGGUUGAUUCGCUAAGAUUCGGUAGAUUCGCCUAUAUUUUUUAUACACAAAUAACACUUUUUAGGCAAAAAACUAUAACUUUUAAGCAUUUCGCGUAUUAUAGACGUACCUAAAUGUGUUUGUUUGAAUUUUUUGUACUAUGUUUCAAAUUUAGAACAAUUUUUUUGUAGAAAAAGGUUCUCAAAUCGUCGGAAAAUUCGAUUCUCUAACUUCGGGUCCAAACUGUGCUUAAAACCACGUUUUAUACAUCACAUAUUUGUUUCGUAGAAUAUGGCCUGUAGGCCGUCAGCUUUUUGUUGGUCAAGCUGGUAACAGAUAUUGAGUCAGGCUACAACAUAUCAAAAUUUAAAAGAUUUGCCUAAUUUGGAUUCGGAGAUAUUGCCCCUUAAAGUUAGGCAAUUUUUGUUUUUGUUUUUAGCGCAUCUUGCGAAUGUUUUUGAAACUUGAAAUGUUCUAAACAGUUGUAGGGCUUCUCUAUACCUAUUUGAUACCAAGAUGAUUAAAAUCGGUCAAGCCGUUCUCGAGUUAUAUCGAAAAAACACUUUUUGCUUUAGGCCGCCAUAUUUGCUAAACGGCUUGACCGAUUUUUAAGUAUGAGUUGUCGAUGAAAACGUCUCACUGAGCUCUACAAUAUACUAAAAUUUCAGACCUCUAGCUAUAAGGGAAGUGGAUGACGGUAUUUCAAAAUGGCGGACGGCGGCCAUCUUGGAUUUUGAAAAUGCGAAAAAAUGAAAUUUUACACCCACAUUUCUAUAGAAAACUUCAAACCAGAAGUCUCUAUCUCUUGCCGUUCGAAAGUUAUAAGGCAAAGAUUAGGCGACCGGCCGGCAGGCCGGUCGGAUCAAAAAUGUCACUCCAACUUUUUCGUAAUGUGGGGUGACUAAAACACCUAAAAUAUAACUUAAACGAAGUUUGAACGCGGUCUGAGGUAGUCAGUUAUUCCGACAUUAACUAUUCAUGAAGAAUAUUGAUCAAAAUUCGCAAAUAUUUGCAUAAUUUCCCAAUAUUCGCCAAUAUUCGUGAAGAUUCGGAUUAUUCGCCAUGAUUCGGAUGAUUCUCUAAGAUUCGUCAAGAUUCGCGAAGAUUCGCCUAAAAUACCCAAAGAUUCGCCAGAUAAACACCCCUUGCAUUUGUCACAUUUGUGACAGUUCCCAAUUCUCCCUCCCAAGGAAAUCAAUUCAAGAAAUUCUAAAAGGAAAAUUCUCUGAGAAAAAAUGGAAAAUCCCGAGAAGGAAACAGUGGAUCAGGUAGCUGAACUAACGCAGGAAAUUGACCGGGGUAUGAAAAUCCUCGAGGGCUUUCAAAUAAAUUGGAUGAUUGUCCGUGACGCAGACACAGGGAAUAUCAUCUGGCAGGACAAUAAGGACUUCUCCUGCCCAGAUGUGGAGCACGAAGCGAGAGUUCCUGUAAAAAUACUCGAUUUACGAGCAAUUUCGCGAGAGAUUAAUUUUAGUACCGUGGAGGCGAUGGAGAACUUCCGGUUGGAUCAGAAAGUAAAGUUCAAGGGACGCAUUAUGGAGGAGUGGUUCUUCGAGAUGGGCUGGGUGAGUCCCAAUUCCACCAAUACCUGGCAAUCGACAAUUGAAGCAGCGCCCGAGAGUCAAAUGAUGCCCGCCAAAGUACUCAA
Messenger RNA from Lutzomyia longipalpis, 1745 nucleotides. RefSeq names its product probable cGMP 3',5'-cyclic phosphodiesterase subunit delta (gene PrBP). Lineage: Eukaryota; Metazoa; Arthropoda; Insecta; Diptera; Psychodidae. The record is from RefSeq and is a predicted model, not a curated record. Gene Ontology annotation, cellular component: cytoplasm. Gene Ontology annotation, biological process: sensory perception of light stimulus.